Asterias rubens (European starfish) is the source of this 2354-nucleotide messenger RNA. Its product is annotated as complex I assembly factor ACAD9, mitochondrial-like. Lineage: Eukaryota; Metazoa; Echinodermata; Asteroidea; Forcipulatida; Asteriidae. Gene Ontology annotation, molecular function: flavin adenine dinucleotide binding; acyl-CoA dehydrogenase activity. Bases 73 to 2004 code for a protein of 643 amino acids. The transcript has 15 exons. The record is from RefSeq and is a predicted model, not a curated record.
UGCCGAUUAUGUAACUCCAGCCAAAUUUUGAGGCAGCAGUUCGGAACUUCAGUCACACGAAAAGCAGCCAUAAUGUUAUCGCGAAAUUUAGCGAGUUUUAGUCGUUUUAAUCGACAUUUAAAUGAGAAGGUACUUCAUAGGCUAUCAAAGACAAAUCCAACUACAUGUUUCUUGAAAGAUGGUGUAACAACAGGGCAUAGUUCUAGUUGUUGCCACCUACACACAAGUCGACUUGCCCCGGCAGCAUUCAUCAAGAAUCUAUUUCUUGGACAAUUUAACAAGGAAGAUGUAUUUCCAUACCCAGAAAUCUCCCUCGAGAAGUUCAAUGACCUCAACCAGAUGUGUGAACCAAUUGAAAGAUUCUUCAAGGAAGAUGUGGAUUCCAAGAAACAAGAUGAAGAAGCAAAGAUUCCAGAUGAAACUCUUCAAACAUUGAAAGACUUGGGGCUUUUUGGAAUGCAAGUUCCACAAGAAUAUGGUGGCCUAGAACUGUCUAAUACUGAGUUUGCAAGAAUAGCUGAAAUCACUGCUCUAGAUGGUGCCAUCGCAGUAACGCUAGCUGCACAUCAAUCUAUUGGACUUAAGGGUAUAUUGAUAGUCGGCACAGAUGAGCAGAAGGCAAAGUACCUUCCCAAACUUGCAACUGGUGAACAUGUUGCUGCAUUUGCCCUAACAGAACCAAGCAGUGGGAGUGACGCUGCGUCCAUACGCACCAAAGCAACACUUAGUGAUGAUGGAAAACAUUUCCUUAUUAAUGGAAGCAAGAUAUGGAUUUCAAACGGUGGCAUAGCUGAUGUUAUGACAGUAUUUGCAAGAACAGAAGUUACUAAUGACAAGGGUGAGCAAGAAGACAAGAUCUCAGCAUUCAUUGUAGAGAGAGCAUUUGGUGGAGUAACAAGUGGGAAACCAGAAGACAAACUUGGUAUCAGAGGAUCUAAUACAUGUGAGGUUCACUUUGAGAACACGCCCGUUCCAGUCGAGAAUGUUCUGGGUGAGGUGGGCGGAGGCUUCAAGGUUGCAAUGAAUAUUCUGAACAGCGGUCGUUUCAGCAUGGGCAGCUCAGGAGCAGGGAUGAUCAAGGUUGCAGUAGGUAUGGUAACUGAACAUGCAAGUACCCGCAAACAAUUCAAUACUAAAUUACGUGACUUUGGAUUGAUACAAGAGAAGAUAGCCCAGAUGACCAUAACAGCAUACGUAAUGGAAAGCAUGGCUUAUCUCACAGCUGGAAUGCUGGAUAGACCUGGACCUCAAGAUUGCUCAUUGGAAGCUGCUAUCGUUAAGGUGUUUGCAUCUGAGGGUUCAUGGGUGUGUGUGAGUGAAGCCCUCCAAAUUCUUGGAGGUCUUGGCUAUAUGAAGGACUAUCCAUAUGAGAGGUACCUCCGAGAUGCUCGCAUCCUUCUUAUCUUUGAAGGAACCAAUGAGAUUCUCCGGAUGUAUGUUGCACUUACUGGUAUGCAAGCAGCUGGCAAGCAAUUGGUCGACACUGUCAAGAAACUACAGAGUCCCUUGAGUAAUCCAGGGUUUGUGACCAAGGCUUUACUUGAUAGAUUCUUGUAUAAGAUCGGCCUGAAGAAAGGUGUCAAGUUGGAUCAUGAUAGUGGUGGUGUCCACCCAGUAUUCAAUGAUGAGGCAAAGACGUUGCAGACUAGAGCAACCCAGUUUGGUUAUGUUGUGGAAAGUCUACUAGCCAAGUACAAGAAGGGAAUCAUGACGGAACAGCUGGUGCUGAAGCGUAUAGCAGACAUUCUCAUAGAUGUGUAUGCAAUCACAGCCGUCUUAUCACGUGCUUCUAGGUCUAAGACCGUUGGCCUGAGGAACUGUGAUCAUGAGAUGACCAUUGCUAAGACGUUUUGUAAGCAGGCUGAUGAGAGGAUAACAAAGAACUUCUAUGAUAUCGCUCGGGCACCCGAUGAAAACUGUGACUCGGCAAUUCAAAGAAUUGCAACAGAGGUGUGUAAUAACCAUGGUUACCUGGCUGUUCAUCCACUGAUGAAGGAAUUUUAGGUCUAAUCAAUUCGUCGUCAAGUUGUCACCAAUUUAUCAUCACAAGUUGAACGUUCAGUCUCUAGGUUCUCGUAUCAUUAAUUAGUCCCAAAUUGAGUUACCUACAAACAUUUUGCUCAACACACUAUUAUAUUUGUUUAUGAUCAACUGGUACAGUAUACAAAAUCUAUGGAAACUUUAAUAGGUCUGACCACCGAAGGUUUCACUGAUUAUAAAUCCAGAAUUUGUGGCAUUUGUAAGUUUUUAAUUACUUUUGGUUUUGCUAAUUGGAAUUUGAACCAAAGGUUCAAGUCAAGUGCUGUAACGUGUAUUUAUUGUGUUCUCAUGAAUGAGUGUAUUUUUAAGCAGUA